Molecule: messenger RNA, 3938 nt
Organism: Mizuhopecten yessoensis (Yesso scallop)
Lineage: Eukaryota; Metazoa; Mollusca; Bivalvia; Pectinida; Pectinidae
Product: GTPase IMAP family member 4-like
Exons: 4
Coding region: 105-1301 (398 amino acids)
Molecular function (GO): GTP binding
Source: RefSeq, a predicted model, not a curated record
ACACAAUACACAACGACUGUAUAUUGAUAAACACUUGUAAAUGACCUGUUUAUUGGUUAUAUACAGGCUAGACAGAGAUACAUAUGACAGACUGACAUUGGAUAAUGGCAGAAAGGUCACGACAUAAUUUGCAGCGCCCGCCAUUGAUAAAGUCAAGAACUGGAAUAGAGACUUCCAGAACAUUAGAUGGCGCAUUAAGUAAAGAAAGAGGAUGUUUAACAAUAGGGCCAAAUACAGUCCCGUAUGGUGGUGGUAAAAGGCGUUAUAAGACAGAAACGAGAAUCAUCCUGGUUGGAAAGACAGGAUCAGGAAAAAGCUGCACGGGAAACACACUUCUGGGAAAGCAUGCCUUUACGAGUGAAUCGGGUUCUCAGUCUGUCACUAAAAAAUGUGAAUAUUCUAGUUGCAAGUACGAAGGGAGGAAUGUUGUAGUCAUUGACACUCCCGGGUUGUUCGAUACUGAUAUGUCAGAGGAGGAGGCAAAAAACGAGAUAGUAAAAUGCAUUGCAUUAGCAUCGCCUGGUCCUCAUGCUAUUCUUGUGGUGAUUCCUGCCAACGUUCGCUAUACCAAUGAGUGUCACGAAACCAUCGAUCGCUACCUGGAGUUGUUUGGUCCUAAGGUUAUAGAUUACAUUUUACCUGUUUUCACUAAAAGUGAUCAAUUUCAAAACGAUCUUACAACCACGAAUAUGUUUUUGAAGAAAAUUGAUCCUAAACUAAAGAGCCUCUUAGACAAAAAUGCCAACCGGCAUGUAUUUGUAAACAAUCGGUCAGGAAACAUGGACAAUGAAAGACAAAAAUUGUUUACAGCCAUCGAGAGAAUCGUUGAGCAUUACAAUGAAAAAUGCUUUACAAAUAAACAAUUCGUCAUUGUGGAGAAGGAACUAAACAGAAUAGAAACGGAACAACAACCCCAGUACACUGACAUACAAGCGGAUUCUGUUUUAAAAGGCUCAGACGUUCUCCCUCCGUCUCCAACACCGAGUAAUACAGUGCCAAGAGGGGAUGAUGAAUCAGCAACCUCUAGCGGAGAGUCAAGGGAGAGAAUGGAAUCAGCCACCUCUAUCGGAGAGUCAGGGGAAAGGAUGGAAUCAGCGACCUCUAGCGGAAAGUCAAGGGAAAGGAUGGAAUCAGCGACCUCUAGCGGAAAGUCAAGGGAGAGAAUAGAAACAGAAACCUCUGACCGAGCGUCUACGCGACAGAGCAUCACUGACGACAGUGGAUUUCUUGGCCGCUUAUCGCAGCUUUUUAGCGAUUUCUUUAAUUCCUUCUUUGAACUGCUGAGAGGAAAAAAAACAUGAAUACCGCCCAAACGAAUAAUGCCGUUGGUAUAUUUGUUUUGGCGAUGUGAUUAUUUGUGCAAAUAGGUUUGCUCUUUUGGCAGAAAGGAACCUGUGAUGCAUUGCGUGUUUAUUGUAUCGUGUUCUAAAACAUACGGUUUAGAUGACGAUUGUUUUUUGUUUUUUGUUUUUAGAUUGUAGCAAUGAACAGUACUUUGAAGUGUUUAAUAGUGUCUCAUGAUCAAUCUGGACGUCACACAAUGCAUCACUUUGUGAAGUAAUAUUUUGCUUCAUUAUAACAGAACUGACGCUAUACUCAAAAUGAGGAAACUGUAGGAAUAAUAAAAAUUCAACGAAGAUGAACGUAACACACGCACAGGUGAUUGAACCUUUAGAAUUUGAUAAUAGAUAUAGUGUGGUCAAAAUGAAUAACACUGCAUCCUAUAGCUAAAAUGUACAGGCUUUUGUUUGCAUACUGAAAAGUCGUCAGCACAACUGCUGUCAGACGAGAUCUCAUUGAAUAACACUGCAUCAUAUAGCUUAAAUGUACAGGAUUUUCUUUUGCAUACUGAAAAGGGGUCUGGACAACUACUGUCAGACGAGAUCUCUACGAAUGUCUUAAAGCUGCUUGUAUACAGUAGCGUUAACAUACUAGAACACUAUUUUCUUUUAAAUCAUCUCUGUAAAAAUAAACAACAGUUAUUGAAGGUCAUGCAACAAAGGGAGAGAUAUCUCAUCUAAUGACAAAAUGGGGAAAAAAUCAGGAAAUUCGCUCAUUUUCAAACCACAGAUACAUCGACUCACGCCAACUUUUUUUUCAUCAUGCAAAAGAUCACGUAACAUUGAAUUAUUUAUCUUUGAAAUUAGGAACUUGGAUUAAGUUCAAACCCUGAGUUCGAGCAUGAGAGUGUUUUCAUAUAUACGGGUCAUAUUUUGCACGUUUCGAGUAAUAUCUACUUUUGAUUUCAUGUUUCCUCUUCGCGAAACCACAAGAUCUUGGAGAGUUAAAGCGUGCCGCCGUCACAUUUGUUUGUCGAGAUUUUGGAGUCGAUUACAACGUUUUAAUCUGAUAGCACUUUAUCAAAGCAAACUGGUACACAACAAAACUAAUAACACAAUGUCGAUAUAUUUAAACCACGGGUCACGUGCAGAAUGCUCUAUGAACGAAAUGCUGUACAAAGAUUGUUUAAAGACAUCGUUAAGAUAGUUUUUUCUUGAUGUUUUGUCAUUUCAAAAUAUAUUGAUUUUUUGUUCAUAUUUUACCUUCAUUUGUUUUUUGAUUUAACAGUUAUCUUUUUCUGGCUGUUGUUGGGAUUUUUCAUGCAGGUACAAUAUUUUCCAAUGCUUAAGGUUCGGUUUUGGGGAGUGUUUCGGGAUCCUUAAACGUGCUUUGAACUUCAUAGUAAAUUGAAAAGUAUAUGUAACAUCUGUUUUGUUUUUUCUAAUUAUUAUUUCUCAGACAGAUUCUUUGUUUGUGCUUUUUUUAGUGUGACUAUUGUUAAACAUUUAAGCAAAGUACAAACAUUUGGCUGACAUUGUGCUAUUACUGCUUCUUGUGUCACAUGAAAACUGAAUGGCAAUGCGCGUCAUAUUAUUAGCUCUGCCAAACCGUGGCAGUUUAUUUGCUUAUAUUUUCUUUAUUUUUUAAGUUUAAAAGAAACAACCGAUUCAAAUAUAAGCAAAUACUUUUUUUAAUGACUCUCCCUUUUUUCUGCAUUUAGAUCAGACCAAUUUGUAAAUUCAAGAACAAUGAACUCAACUUCUUACUGAAAUUUAGUCAAAAAUUCAACAUAGAAAUCCGCUUUUUAAUGACAUUAUUGUCAUGGAACGUUAAAUAGACUAUUUAAUCAUGACCUAUUUAUUGAUGCGGUCUUUUGUGUUUUUACAUGUUCCGUUUUUUAAGCUUUAUUUUCUUGACAACAAUCGCAUAGACAUGUUUUUCAGCUCAUUUCAUUCCCACUUGCUUGUCCGGAUUGUACCACCCCUUCAUUUGUCUCCAUUUUGAAUAUCCUGUAUUUUAGCUUGAUCUAGUUUACAACAAUUGUAUAUACAAGCUUUUGCAGCUCAUUUUAAUCUCUCUUGUUUGUCCGGAUGGAAGCACUUCUUCAUUUGUCCACAUUGUACGUGUCCUGGUUUAUUAACUUUUAAAAUUUAAAACAAUUCUGAAACAAGAUUGAUUUUAUUUAUUUUAAUCGCUUUUUUUUUAAUACGAAAGGAAACUGUCCCUCAUUUGUAUAUAUUUUUCAUGUCCUGUUUAAUAAAGCUUUUCUUUUUACAACAAUUAUAGAUACGAGUUUUCUCAUCUUAUUUGAAUCACCCUUGGGUAUCCGAAUGUAAGCCUUCCGAGGUCAUACCGGAGCACGUCCAGAUGUCUUACAAAGGGUAACUUUUGCUGCAGCCUUAUAUAGUACAGUUGUUGUUGUAAGUAAAUUUCUACUGACACAACAGGGCAUGCAUCCUCGAUAUCAAGGGGUUACGCUCACGUACGCUCUCUACACACCUGGAAUAUGUCAUAGCAAAAUUGAAGGCACAAAGAUACCUGUUUGAUGUGUCUCAGGUAAAAUAACAUGACCAAUUGCUAGCCUGAUACCUGAGAUUACAAAGGAGCGACGACCGACUUCAAAGUCAAUCACUUUUUACCGCUAUGCGACCGCGAGA